Stylonychia lemnae is the source of this 2775-nucleotide messenger RNA. The record is from the annotation of a GenBank genome assembly. Lineage: Eukaryota; Ciliophora; Spirotrichea; Sporadotrichida; Oxytrichidae.
AUGAGAGAAGAAAGCUAGAAUGAAUUUUAGAGACUUUUCUUAUAUACAAAAGAUUUCGAUAAAAAAUUAGAGAACUUUGAGUACUCUGAUAUGAUAAUCCUGCCAAGGUCUAUUCUUAAAGAAUUAUCAUUAUAAGAGAGGAAAGCAUUUGAAAUACUGGUCUAAACUAAAACUCUUAUAAUGGAAAUAAAGCCUGUCAAUACUUAUCUAAAUCAAUAAUUGCCAUUUAAAUUAUUAAGACCUUCAAUCCAAAAGCCAAAAGAUUAGGAAACUUAGCCAAAUGAGUCACUUAAGAUAAACAAAGAUAUCUAAAGAAGAUAUUUGCCUAAAUCUUAUCAGUAGAACAAACUUACAUCUUAAGUUCUUAAAAGGUCUAAAACUAAGUUAAUUGUCAAAGAUUAGUCAACAUUUGAACAAGAAUCAAUGCUAUUUAGUCAAAGUUAGCUGUGUUGGUUAGGCGGUUUCACUGAUAAGAUUGAAGAUUCGAUAUAACUUCCAAAAUGGUUACAGAAUCUUGCUUAAAUCUCAAAGAUAAAUGGUGUUUUCGUGAGAAAAUUAAAUCAAACAGAGGUAGAUGGCAUUUUAUUUGCUAAGUAAAUAGAGAUUAAGCCAAUUACUCCAAAUUGUCAAAUACUGUGGAAUUCUAUAAAAUCAGACAAACUCAAUGAAAUGCUCAAGUAAUCAAUGGAUAAUUACAAAUUGAUAUGGGCAGGAAAGAUUUUAAAGUUAAAAAUCAACGGAAAUCUCUAUAUGUACGAAGUUGAUAAAAUCAAUCCAAAAGUGGAUAAGACUGGCUCAAUUUAAAUAUAUUAUAACGAUAACAGUGAUGUGAAGCUAUUAGAGUUUAGUAGAAGAAGAUAUGAGGAGUUGAAGAGUAGUGAAUUUGAUUUGUAUGAGACCUAUGAUUUUCAAUUUAUGGAAAUGAGAAAUAUGUCAUCAGCAAUGGACAUAGAUGAGGUAUUGAAGAAAAAGGGAUUGGAUUUAGAGCAGAUAUAGAUUCAAGAAGAAAAUAAUUAAUUGCUGCUACAAAUCUAGAGCUAGCUGAGGGAGUUGAAUAUAGUCGAUCAACAUAAUUGUAUGAGGAUGUAGAAAAGUCAUAGCGAGAAAUUCUUUGAAGGUGAAUAAAAGUAGAAUUCAAUAAAGACUAAAUUAAUGUUAAAAUUUACACUACAAUAAUAACAUAACUAUGAGAAAAAAUAGUUUUAAAAGGAACUAGAUAGAAAAAUUAGAAUCCAAGAAUAAAGGUAGAGAUGUAACGAGGAAUUAUUGAGAUAGAUCUAAUAAAAAAGUCAAUAAGAAAUGCUUAAAGAAGAUUAUUUCGAUUCUUUAAAGGACAAAAAGGAAAUGAAAGAGGAAAUUGAGUCUCCAGAAUCAAAAAAGGAAUAAGAGAAUAAAGCAGAACAGGAAUUUACUGAUAUGAAGCCAAGCAUACAAUAGACACUCAGGAUAAGUAGAUAAUCUUAAUCUAGACCAUAUAUCUCCAUAAAACGAGAAAAUCCAUUCCAUCGACCUAUUAAUAGCUUUAAUAAGGAUCUAAUAAUAGUGCGAUCUCCAUUACUUAAACAAAGUACACCAUUGAGCAGAUAAAGCAUUAGCCUAAAUCAUUAAAAAGAGCUUAAUAAUGAUAUUUAAACAGAGGGACUAUCAAACGAUAGCUAAAUACUAAAGCCAAAUUAUCAAAGUUAGAAUGAUCAGCUAAAUUUCUGGGAUCAAUUGAGUCAUGAGGAUUAUUUAGAAAAAAAGGAAAGAUAUAAGGAAAGCAUUUAUAAUUAAAUCUAAAAAAAUCAAAAGUCUGUAAUUGAAAAUAUGAAUGGAGUAGAGUACUCACCACGAGCCAAAACUCAAGAAACUAAGAGCUACGCAAGUAAUAAUUCACCGAUAUCUCCCAAUUUGACUCACCUAAAAUAGCCUUUCAUUCAUAUUUCACAAAAAUAGCUUUAAGAGCGAUCCUAAUCGUAAGGAGGAACAGAGAGGCUUGUUGCUGCUAUUGUUAAAGAGAAAAAUUUCAUUGAAAACAAAAUAAUCUAAUUGAGGUAAAUAGAGACAGCAAAUCAGCUUAAAUAAUGCAGGUAAAUGAUAUUCUAAUAUAAAAAAGAAGAUUCCUUAAAGCAAAAGCAAGAAAAUGACUUAAAUAGCCGAAUCCCAGAUUAUAAGCAAAUGGAAAUGAUAUUAAUGUCAUCUGAUCCAUAAAGCUUUGAUUUAUAUUGCACAAAUGAAGAAGGAAAGACCAAGAGAGGCAGUGAGCAUAACGAGUUAGAUGAUACUAACCUCGAAAAUGUCAUUAUUCAUCAACUACCAAUAAUAAAUAAGCAAAAAGAUUACAAAAUGGCUUUAGAAGAGGGAUAUUAUAGACCUUUUAGAACCACUAAGUAAAAAUUCUUAGAUUUAAAUGAGAUACUAAAACCUUCUGAGUCCCCAAAGAAAAAAGACAAUGAAAAAAACCAAUUUAAUAAAACAUUUACAAAUAUGGCAAAACAAAAAUCUGUAUUAAGACCUUUACUUUAACCUGAAGAAAUGAAUGAAAAAGCUUAGAACACUAUAUUGAAGAUAAUAGGAAGUCAAACUCAAAGAUCUAAGGCGAAUAAAGAUAUUUUAAUUGCACAGGAUACUGAUAAGAAAAUUUAAAAGGAGGAAAAACCUAAGGAGGUUGAAAUAAAUUAUAAGUUUAUUCCUAAGUUCGAAAAAUUUCCCCCGUUACCUAUUUAUAAAUCACCUAGAAGAAGCAAUUUGCCUUCAAGAAAUUCAAUUAGAGAUUGGUCAAGAGAAAAAAAAUGA